CAGUGUUAGCUGAGCUCUUUGACGGAAUGGAGCCAAGGAACCCCAUUUGCUGCCUUCUGCAAUGACCAGCAGCUUUACCCAGCUGCCAGAGGGGAACCUUUUCACAUGAAGCCCAGUCCUACGGCAACACCAUGUCAAGCGACAAUAGUCCCAGUGAGCCACUUUCCACAACAACUGUUAGUUCAGUUCUGGUUGAGGCUGGGGAUUGCAGAAUUGUCAUCGCUCUUCUUAAGUGUGGAGAAUGGGUACAGCUGCAGCUAGUUGAAUCAGUACCAAAUGUAUUAGAAAUUGGCAGCAAUGAAGAAGAGACCAAAAAAUUAUUACAUGAUCAUGAACUUCUCCUGGCUAAGCUUAAGCCUUUGGAAGGCCAAGUUUGGGAUCUGUUACGGGAAGCUGACAAAACUGCAGCAGAACAUCAAGAUCAAGAGCAGGUGCACGAAGCCAUGGCGGAGUCCCUGGGAGAUGCUUGGGAUUCCCUGACGAUUGUCCUUGAGAAGCGGAGGACACUUUUAAAACUGAGUUUGGAUUUCUUUGAACAUGCUCUGGAGUUUGCUGCCAAAAUUGACCAAGUUGAAGAUUUUCUGCAGUAUUCCCAAGAGUUUGAGAAUCCUGAAUCCCUGAAAGCACUCUUGCACCAGCACAAACAUCAUACAAAAGAGCUUCUGGAAAAAUCAUUGAGACUCUUAAACAAAAGCCAUGACCUAACUGAAUUCAUACAGGAAUUCAAAUCUGAUGGGCCAAACACAAAUCCAGAAUUCAUUCAGGGAGCCCACAAUAGUUGUUUGAAAAUUGACGUUCUCCUUGAAGUUCUACAAGACAGGAGGAGGCAACUGGACAAACACUUGAAGCUGCAGUGUGAAGGACUAGAACAAGUUUUGCAAAUCUGUCAGUGGCAUUACCAGGAAAACCAGAUAACCUCUUGGUACAAGAAGAAUAUAAAAGAUUACUUUAAUAAGCAAAACUUGGGGUCAUCUUUAAAGGAAAAUGAAGCAUUGCUUCUGGAACACAAGGAAAUGGAAUAUAAGGUUAAAGAGUGGAAUUCCGCUCUGCAAGGAUUAAAAUCAGAGGCACUCAAAAUUCUAUUUUCAAAGGAGUAUGCAGAGAAAGAGCAUCUAAAGCUUUCGAAUCAAAAAAUGAACCUAUUGCAACAAGAAGUGAAUCGCUGUUUGGAAGAACGGAAAGCACUAUUGCAAGAAGCCAAUGACUUCUUCAUCGCAGCGAGGAAGGCAUAUGAUAUACUUGAAAAUGUAGAGGCUUCUCUUAAACUUCUUAACUCUAAAGUUUUCAGCUUGCCCAUUUUGGCAAUAAAACAUGAUGAACUACAAAAAGAAAUUAAAAAUGGAUCAGUUGAUGCUCUUCAGAAGGGACAAGCCUUACUUAGCAAGCAAGAUGCAGACAGUUCUUGGAUGAUUGGGGUUCAGGAAAGGAUGGACUACAUUGAGAAAAAAGUAGAUCAGCUGAUCAAACAGUUGCCUGCUCAUAAAGAAUUUGCCUCAAACAAGGAACACCUAACUACUUCCUUAGAAGAUUACCUCAAGAAGGCAUCAACAAAGAUUCAAGACAUUGGUCCAGUACUCUCAGCUGCAGUAUAUCCUGGAUCAUCUGCUCCUGAAUCAGAAGAAGUCCUGAACAAAUAUUUAGAGCUGGCAAAUCAAACAAAGGAUAUGGCCAAUGAACUAGAACUGGCUGUAAGAAUUUGUAAGGAAAUGGAAGAACUGGAAACCACAGAAAUAGCAGUUUUUUCAAACAAAACUGAGCUUUUAAAUGAAGAACUGGCAACACUUAACAGAAAUCUUUACUUAAAACUCGAAAUCCUGAAGCCAUAUGUAGCAUUUUUAAAGUCAUCAGAUGAGGCUGGAAAUGAUGCCCAGAAGCUGAAAGAAUUCUAUAUAAGUGAGCCUGCGGAAGAUGUUGAAGCUAAAAAGGAGGCCUUGCUGCAAUCAGCUGAUGUCCAGUGGCAUUUGGUUCUGAAGAAGAUUCUUUCCACUCAGGAUAUGGGUCAUGACUUUUUAAAUUUAGUAAAUAUGGUGAAUAACAAUCUCAUAAUGAAUGUGGAAAAUGUGGUUCAAGUAACGGAACAUACUCUUGAUAUUCUGAACAAAGAAAAAGAAGAACUAACACAGCUUUGGGCAAGAUGGAAGCUUAGUAUGAAUCAAGUGAAAUCUAUUAAACAACAGUGUGGAAAAUUUAAUGAGCAAUUUAAAACUACAACACAACGCUUAAUCAUUCUUCAAGAGGCACUGAGAUCUACUCUGGCACUUGAUCUAGGAAGUAACCUUUCAGUACUUAUGGAAUUACAAAAUAAGUUUAAUGAAAUGAAACCACAGUUUCAGCAACUCAAUGCUGAGGUGGAAUACACAUUAAAAUUAUCAGAGCAGCUGAGCAUGAAAGGAGUUCCUGACAUGGAAAAAUCUGAGAAAAUAAGCGAGCUCAUUCAUCUCCAUAAGGAGAUAAAAGAAAGGAUGGCAGAAUACGAUGAAGUUUUCAACAAGACAGUCAAAUUCCACCAAGUCAGAGAGGAACUUGAAGGUCUCAUAAAAUCAGAAGGACUGGAGAUCCUACAAAUGAAAGAUGCGCCAAGUGACACUUCCCAUGCUAAGAUCCACCUGAAUAAUGUUCAGGAGAAGCAUGUACAAAUCAGACAUCUGUAUAAAUUGGCACUUUCGCUUGGAAUGGAUAUACUCUCAACAGUAAAAUAUCCUAAUUCCUUUAAUGUUUCUGUAAAGAACUUACAGCAGCAGCUGGACACCAUUGAGUCUGAGAGCAUUAACUGGGACUCCAAAGCUGAAAAGUAUGAGGAAGAGCUCUCACAUGCCCUCCAUUUCUGCAUCACAAGAGACGAGAUACAUGAGCUCAGAGAAUCCUUUAAAGAUCUGAGAAAGAAAUUCAACAACAUGAAAUUCAACUACAGCAAGAAAACGGAAAAAACACGAAAUCUGAAGACCCUAAGAAUUCAGAUUCAACAAAUGGGUGCUUUUUCUGAAAAAAAUCAGGUACUGAGAAAGAAGUUAGAGAAUCUACAGAAGAAAGUUUUAGAUUCUUUACCAACUCAACCAAGUGACAAAGCUGAAUUUAUUUCUGUAUCAGUCAAUGAAUUAGAAAAACAGCUGAUUGAAUUUGGGAAGAUUAUGGAAGAUUACAAACAAAAUUUGGAACUGAUGGAACAUUUGCAACAGAUGAUGGAAGAGUGUCAGUUUUGGUGUGAGGAAGCGAGUGCAACAGUACAUAGGGUUGGAAGAUACUCAACAGAGUGCAAGACGAGGGAAGCAGUGGAAAUACUCUACAAGCAAUUCAAGAAGUUCAUUGACCCUGUGGUCCCUCAGCAAGAAGAAAGAAUCCAGCAGGUUACUAACCUUGCUAAAGACUUAUAUGGUAAUGAAGAAGGAAAGAAGUAUGUUGAAAAAAUAGCAGCAAAACACAAAGAAGUUCUUGAUUCUAUCAGUGAACUAUGUAGCUCCUUGACAGAGCUUGAAGACAAGCUUGGGGAAGACUCAUUAAAGGGGAAAUCACCAGAUUCUAAUAACUCUGAUGAUGAACUAGAAGCAGAACAAGACAGACAGAAACAGAAGAUAGAUAAAGAGUAUAUAAAAGAAAAAGUACAUGAGCUGAAGCAACAGGAAGAGAAGAUCUUUGUGGAGACAUCAGUUGUUUGCCCAGCUGUUGAGGAUUCUAUUUCACAGGACUCAGAGUUGUGUUCUCCUGUCAAAGAGGAGAGCUUUCAGACUGAGCUCCUGACAGAAGAUGCACUCUCUGGAGAUGAAUAUGAGUGUAUCUCUCCUGAUGAUAUCUCAUUGCCUUCUCUUUCUGAGACCCCAGAAUCCAACCUUCUGCCUUCUGAAACAGAACUAGAAGAACCACACUGCAGUAGUUCCCGUAGUGUGCAUGUCAGCUCUUACAGUAUACAAAUGCCAAUAAGUGCUGGCGGUAAAAGAAUGGAAGAUGAUUCUGAUCCCUUAACCUCUAUUGCUUCUGCCGAUGCGGCUGGCCACAGAAAGGAAUGCAUAUCAGAGCAGCUAGGGAGAUUUUCUUCUUCCACCCUAAGCAGCCAUUCCAAAUGCGAAGUAGAAUCUCCGUUUGCUCCUAGUUCUCCAGAAAUGCCUGCAACUCCCCCUGUUUCCUCUGCACUCAAGGCAAAGGCUGUGUACUGCAUGAGGAGUGAAGUGCACGAGGCCCGUUUGCAAUGCCAUGAGGUUCCCAGAAGCAUGACAGAAGCACAGAGAAAAUUGCAUGACAGAAAUAACUUUACUAAAAACCAGGCUAGGCUGCAUGCUUCACCCAGUGUAUUUUCAGGUCUCUUUCAAUCAGACUCCACCAGAAGCUGUCAGAGGCAGAUGGCUACCCGAGAAGAGAUUAAAAGCAUAUCUGAAAAGAACAGCAAGGUCAGCCUCUCUGGACAGGCGCCUAACUUCUCCAAGCUUCUGUCUAAUGUAACUGUCAUGGAAGGUGCUCCGGUGACUUUGGAAGUAGAAGUAACAGGAUUCCCAGAACCUACACUGACCUGGUACAAGAAGGGCCAGAGAGUGACUGGAGAUGAGCACGUAAAGCUCUUACACAAGGACACACAGUAUACAUUGUUCAUUGAGAAGGUGUAUGAUACAGAUGCUGGACUGUAUGUGGUUCGGGCUAAAAAUUCUAGCGGCACAGUGUCCUCCAGUGCCAUCCUCCGGGUGAAAGUACAAGGAAAACAGCCGAACUUCAUCAACAAAUUUGGACAUGUCAUUCUGCAAGAAGGUGAUGAUUUAAAUCUACACUGUACAAUUCAUGGAGAGCCAAGGCCAAAUGUCAUUUGGACAAAAGAUGGUGUCAGAAUGGCAGCAAGAGAAAUAAGUAUUGAGAAAUUAGGGGACACCUACUACCUUUUAAAAAGAAACGCAGUUGUUGCUGACACUGGAAAAUAUAUCUGUCUUGCCACUAAUGAAUUGGGAGAGGCGCGCUGCUCAGCUUUCAUCAGAGUAAUAGAAAAGAAUAAAAGUGGCCAUGCCCAGUGCGAGACUAAAUCAAAGCAAGAGAAAGGUCAUUUGUUGGAAAAAAUGAGGGCUGCCACACCCAAAGCGGUACAAGGUCAGGACCCGCAUUGCUUGAGAAGUCAAAAUCAAACCAGUAAAGCAUUCCAAGAGGUAACUUCAGUUUAUGUUUCUUUUGCCUUCUGAAGUAUGGGGACAAACAUUUGAGUGUCCUUUCUUACUGCUGUCUUCUUUUCACAUUGUGUGUGGGUUUUUUUCAAAAUGAAACAGAUAUCAUUCAAAAAUUAGCCAUGAUGCAAAGGGCCACAAGCAGUCCCAGGUUUUCAAAUCCACCGCACGCCUCAUCUCCCAAAGAAGCAAAACUAAAGGCAGAGGGACCCUUUGCAGUCAUUAGGGUUUAUGAAGUAAAGGGUUAUACCUGGAAAGGAAAUUUACCUCAUGAUAUCUACAUCGUACACAAUACAGUGAUGGGCAAUGACUGUGAUUUUGCUAAGGUUAUCUCAGAUAUCAGGAGGGGGCAAUCAUGGGGGUUGGGCUGGUGCUGUUUAGUGAACAGAAUUUCUGAUGAAUAAGAAUUGUUGAUCUCUGAAAGUCAAAUUGUGGACAGUCCACUCUUUGGAGACAUAUUGUGUUGCCAUGGGGAAGAUCCUCCAUUUCAGGGUCCUAAAGGAAGGGAAUAGCUUUUCUUAAAUGGGGUAACUUGGAGUGUGUAGGAAAGUGUGGAACCUUCUGGCAAAUGAAGAACUCUCAGCUCUAAAUGUUGUAAGAUACAGGACUUGGUUUUAUUGUAUUUGUUUAUUUUUUUAAAAAAAAGGUUGCCCUUCAAAACUGUUUGCAGUGGGUGGCUUACAGCCCUCUGUUUUCUCACGGAGAACUGAUGAAGAAAGAAAUCAGUAUUUGGUCUGUGACAUUUCAUGUUCCAGAUUAAGUUUCAUGUGUUUGAAUGUUUUGUUCUUAAAUAUGUUUGUGGUCAGACCAGACUUUGUGAACAAAAGGGAUCUUUCUGUUCAUAGAAGGGACAAAAUCCAGAAAAGGACAGUACUGUAGAAUGGGGGAAGAAGGACAAUUUUUUCCAGGGCAGAUUUUCAGAGGUUAAGAGAAAAGGGAGUGAAAAUAUCUGCCUGCUUCUGAAAGGAAGAUGACAAUACUAGCAAAGGUCUCCAGGCCUAAGUCCUUCAAUUUUUCUCUAGUUCAAAUAAAAUACUGAGGAAGAAAAGGACAUAUUGCUCUCCCUCAAUGCCUGCCUGCUUUUGCUGUGUGAGAUUUAUUGGUUAGAACCUUCUAAUGUUUUGUAGGUUUUAUUUAAUAACUUCUAUUUAGUCUGGGUCACUGACCUGUAAUAAAGAAUUUUUGACUUUUAUAUAGAUAGCAUUUGUUGCGUAUGCAUAUUGCACAAAGAAGCAUUUUGUCAUGUGAACCCACUAUUGAAAGGGAUUUAUCAGAUACAGAUUUAUCACUGCUGCUUAUGACAGCUAGUUCCAUGUUUUCUACAGGAUACCUUUGUUCCCUCCAUUGCCACUACCAUUGAGAUUUCUCUCUAUUGCCCAGCUCCUUCCUGCUUCUCUCGUUUCAAAUCUGGGGAGCAGAGCUGAACAGAAAGCCAUAAAAUAAAAAUCAGCAGGAAAGUAUGAUACCAACAAGGACUACUUGUGGUACCAGCCUGGUGGGAAUUAGAUGACUUUCAACUGAUUCCCAGCAUUUGGAAGUGGAAUGGGCAAGGAUUAGUUACGUUUUCAUAUUGAUUAACACCAACAAAGUGUUAGUGUAGGCACGUAUAUCUGUGUAUGAAUUUAUGAAUAUGGUUUCAGUACCCCCUAUGUACAGAAAGUGAUAAUCAGUGUUCAGUUUCUAAAAAUGUAAUUGUCAGGGCUUGGGCCUGCCUGUGAGCUAUACCAUCUGCCCUGGAAGCUUCCUCCUUAGUCCGAGAAGGUGGGGACAAGCUGAAUUUGCCUAGUGGUGAUACUUUUAAAGAUGACUUCAUGCAUUCUCGAACCUUGGCCCUGUUAUUCAAAAUGGAUUCUGUGAAUGAUGUCUUAUGAGCCCGGAAAUAUAUUAAGACCUGGUGGUAGUGAUGGUGAUCCAGUUGUACGAGAAAAUUGAGCUUCCUUCUCCUGACUGUAGAAAAUGAGAGCUACACUUUACCCCAGAGAUACAUCAAGUGGAGAAGUUGGAAGACGUAGCCUGAGUUAUUGGAGCAAAAGGAACCCUGGAAAAAUAUAGCAUAAAUUAUUAUAUACUAUACAAUAAUUAUAUAGUGUAUAAUAUACCAUACUAUAUUAUACUAUAAUUAGUCUUCCAAAGAACUUUGUAUCAUAUUGCCAACAUGGUUUAAAUGGAUUAUACUCUUGUGUUCAACAUCUACAAUAAACUUUAUACAAUGCUCUAUUACAGUCUAAAAGAGAUAUAGCCAGGAUCUCAUAUAAUGCAGAGUGGGCUGCAACCCUCACACUUUAAAGCUGAGUACUCAGUUUAAAGAUUUGGAGGUGCCAUGAAGGAGAGGGAGGUGAUCCAUUCACAAAAUUACCUCCAUGGUUGUCUUAGACACUCACAGAAUAUCCAUUUCUCAAGGGGAGGCUGGUGAGCACCAAAGGAAGGUUGUGGGCUUUGUAUUAAAGGAUCCUGUAGUACAACUUGUGAAAAGCAAUGUUACAUUUUUUAUCAACACCUCCCUUUUUUGUAUAAGGAAAACUAAAACAGAAAUGUAUAUACUUUUUGUUUUAAUAAACGGCAAAUAUCUAGUAUUGUAGAUUUUAGAAUUGUAUAUCAAAAUUAAUAUUGUGCCUUCUGUUUUAACCAUAUUUGGACAGCCAAGUAAUUUACACAAAGUAUCUCCUUGAGAAGAAAGGCCCUACCCUACUCCCUAUAUUAGUCUGAAUUUUGACAGAAUCCCCACUAGUGACUUAUAGCAUUUUCUAGCAUCACCAAAAAUCGUUGUACUCAUAUAAGAGUAACAAGGAUCAAUACAGAGAUGACACUAGAAGAUGCUAUAAGCCACUAGUGAAGAUUGUGCCUUAACAUAAGCCAGACAGACACAUUAUGAAAUGAUACCUUGAGUUUUCCACUGAUGUGUGUAGUAAUACCUCACCUGAACAGAUCAAUAGGGCAUUAAACUCAGAUCCAUGCUUCAUAGAAUAAACCCAAACUAUAACCCCUGUGCUCAUGACAUUGCCCUUGUCUUAUCCCCAGGUAAUUUUUUUACCCAGUAUGGUUUUCAUAGUACAAAAUAUUCAGCUGCUACAAUACACAUAAGGCAAUACAGGUAGUCCUCAACUUACGACCAUUCAUUCAGUGACCAUUUGAAGUUACAACAGUGCUGAAAAAAGGAGACUUACAACUGGUCCUCAGAGUUACAGCAGUCCCUGCAUCCUCAUGGUUAUGUGAUCACGAUCUGGACACUUGGCAAUCCAUUUACAUUUAUGACCGAUUGCCAAGCACCCAGUGAUCACGUGAUUGCCAUUUGCAACCUUCCCUGCCAGCUUCCACCGAAAGUCAGUGGGGAAGCCGGCAGGGAAUGUCACAAGUUGCUAGGGUAAGUCUCCCCCACCUGCACACCCUCCCCAGCCCUUCUGCACUCACGCUGUGCUGGCCACUCGUGCACCCUUGCACACCCUCCCCAACCUAUGUGGCACCUCUUGAGCAUCCCUGUGCACCCUCCUUGACCCAUGCAGCACCCCUCACACACUGCUGCACACCCCUGCGCACCCUCCCUGACCCACCAUGCCCCCGUGCACCUCCGCACUCCCUCCUCCACCCGACAGCAGCCACUUAUCUGCCUGCUGGCCUGGACCUUACAACUUCCUGCUGGCUUCCCCACUGGCUUUGGUUGUGGGGAG
This is a messenger RNA of Python bivittatus (Burmese python), 8797 nucleotides long. NCBI's taxonomy places the organism in Eukaryota, Metazoa, Chordata, Lepidosauria, Squamata, Pythonidae. The record is from RefSeq and is a predicted model, not a curated record.